AUGAGAUAUUGGAAGGCUGGUAGCGAUUGCUGUUUGUGGGACGGAGUCACUUGUGAUAUGGCAACAGGUCAUGUAGUGAGCCUAGACCUCAGCAGCAGCUGGCUUAAUGGGCCUUUGCGUUCUAACAGCAGCCUUUUCAGGUUGCUUCAUCUCCAUAAGCUCAACAUUGCCUACAAUGACUUCGCCUCAAGCCCCAUCCCAUCUGAGUUGGGCCAACUGUCCAGGUUAACCCAUCUCAAUCUCUCUUUUUCUAAAUUUUCAGGGCAUAUUCCUUCUGAAAUCUCAAAGCUGACAAAUCUUAUGUCAUUUGAUCUUUCUGAUUGGUAUGGUAAUAACUUAUAUAUAAGAGAAGGGGAGGUCGAAAGGCUUAUCCAGAACAUGACCAAUUUAAGACUCCUUAACCUAGAUGGAGUGGAUCUUUCUUCUUCACUGGUGCCUCAAUCCAUGGCAAACCUCUCUUUCUUGACACAUCUAUCUCUUUGGAAUUGUGACUUGCAUGGCAAAUUUCCACAGAAUGUCUUCCAGUUGCCUAACAUACAAUCCGUUGAGCUAUCAGAAAAUAUGGAUCUUACAGGUUCUAUUCCGGAGUUUAAUUCUAGCAAUAAUCUAAUGUCAUUGGUUAUUCGCGGAACCAGUUUCUUCGGGAAAUUGCCCGAUUCAAUUGGCAACCUCAAGUACUUGAAUGUUUUGAAUCUUGAAUCCUUUUCAGGGACAGUUCCUUCUUCCCUUUGGAACCUUUCUAAACUUGUAGAGCUCGACCUCUCAUUCAGCUAUUUCAAAGGUCAGUUGCCAUCUACUCUAGGGGACCUUCCAAACCUCAUUUCACUUAAUCUCGGUGAUAAUGAAUUUGGUGGUGAAUUACCUUCUUCCAUUCAAAAUCUCCCACAGCUGCAAUAUUUAAACCUUGGAAAGAAUAAUUUCGAUGGUCAAAUUUCAACUUCAUUUGGAAAUCUGACCCAGCUAAACUAUUUGGAUCUUUCACAUAAUUUUUUCCAUGGCAAAUUCCCAAAUCCAAUGGCAUUUCCGUAUCUUAUUGAGGAGAUUGAUUUUGGAUACAAUAAUUUGACAGGUUCAAUCCCAUCGUACAAUCUUAACUUGUCCUUCCUUUUUUCCCUUGCUCUGUCAAACAAUUUAUUUACUGGAGUCAUUCCUUCUUCUUUAUUUGCAAUUCCUUCUUUGGUAUACCUAUAUCUGGAUGGCAAUCAGUUCACAGAUUUGGACAUCUCUAAUUCAUCCCAAUUAGACACUCUGUCUUUGUCCAACAAUUUAUUUACUGGAAUCAUUCCUUCUUCUUUAUUUGCACUUCCUUCUUUGGGAUACCUUGAUUUGGGUGACAAUCAGUUCACAGACUUGGCCAUCUCUAAUUCAUCCAAAUUACACAUACUGUCUCUGUCCAACAAUUUAUUUACUGGAGUCAUUCCCUCUUCUUUAUUUGCAAUUCCUCCUUUGGUAUCCCUAUAUCUAGAUGACAAUCAGUUCACAGACUUAGACAUCUCUAAUUCAUCCCAGUUAGAAAGUUUUUCUUUAAGUGGAAACAGAUUAAGUAGACUUAUUCCAAGAUCCAUAUCCAAAUUGAAAAAGCUGAGAGAACUUCAACUUGAUUCAAAUAAUUUAAGUGGCAGAACUGAUUUUGGCAUUUUCUCAGAGAUGACAGACCUCAAGUUUCUUGAUCUUUCAUAUAACAGCCGCCUAUCCAUAGCAAAUAUGAGUUUGGCUUCUGCACUCCCCCAGUUCCAUGGACUCUCUUUAUCCUCAUGCAACAUAAGUGAAUUUCCAGAUUUCCUUAAAACACAACAUGAAUUACAGUUCUUAGAUCUUUCCUGCAAUAGGAUUGGCGGCCCGAUACCAAAAUGGUUCUUGAGCAUUGGCACAAAAACCUUGCAACAACUCAAUCUUUCUCACAACUCCAUUAGCGGUUGGGAAGAAAUCCAAUCAUUAAUUCUUCCAUGGAAGGUAUUAGAGUCUCUUGAUAUGAGGUCCAAUGUUUUGCAAGGACCACUGGUCGUUCCACCUAUGUCCAUCCAGUCCUUUUUUAUCUCAAACAAUAGCUUAAUUGGAAGAAUUGAUCCAUUGUUCUGUAAAUUGAAGAAUCUGAGAACACUUGAUGCAUCAAAUAAUCGACUAGAUGGCACCAUUCCUCUAUGUUUUCGCAACAUGGGCAAUUCGGAGGAAGCCCCAUCUGUUCUUCCAUGGAAGGGAUUGCAGUAUCUUGAUCUGCGUUCCAACAUGUUGCAAGGACCACUUGUUGUUCCACCAAUGUCCAUAACAUCCAUUUUAAUCUCAAAUAACAGUUUGAUUGGAAGAAUUGAUCCAUUGUUCUGUAAAUUAAGGAAUCUUAUAAUACUUGAUGCAUCAAAUAAUCAUCUAACUGGUACUAUUCCUCAAUGUUUGGGUAGCUUCGAUAGUUCUCUUACAAUACUGAAUCUUCAAGGAAACAAGCUCCACGGCGAUAUGCCUUAUACAUGUGGAGAUGGAAGCCAAUUGUUGACAUUGGACUUGGGCCACAACUAUUUACAAGGGAAGAUUCCACAGUCUCUAAUUAAAUGCCAAGAGCUAGAAGUUCUAAAUCUGGGCCAUAAUAAUAUGAGUGACAAAUUUCCUUUCUGGCUACAAAAUUUGCCAAAGCUGCAGGUUCUCAUAUUAAGUUUUAAUAGAUUUUACGGUCCAAUAUGGGGUCCUCGCAACUUUAGGGGCUUUGUGAACUCCCGUAUCAUUGAUUUAUCUUUCAAUGCUUUUUCAGGGAGUUUACCAUCACACUACUUUAAAAAUUGGACUUCUAUGAUGGAAUCUUCUAAGAAAAAUAGGUCAGAGUUGAAAUAUACUGGUGAGGGUUAUUACCAAUACUCUUUGACUUUGAUGAACAAGGGACAAGAAAUGAAAUUGAUCAAGAUACUUACAAUCUUUGUAGCCAUUGAUCUCUCCAACAAUAGACUUCGUGGAGAAAUUCCAACUACAAUAGGAGAUCUUCAAUCUCUAAUUGUACUUAACUUGUCCAGUAAUUGUUUCACAGGGGCCAUUCCUUCAUCUCUAGGGAAUCUCAUAGAGCUUGAAUCCUUGGAUCUCUCAAACAAUAAGCUUUCAGGUGUAAUACCUCAACAGUUAAUCAAUCUCACAUUUCUUGGAUACUUGAACUUAUCCGUAAACCAUCUCACUGGUCUAAUACCGCAAGGUGGACAAAUCUGGGUAUUUCCAGGUUCUUCUUUUGAGGGGAAUUGGGGAUUAUGUGGUCUUCCACUGGCACAAAAAUGUGGAACUAUCUUACCAACUUCCCACUUUCAUAAGAUAUCAUCCGACUCACUAUUAUCCGGUUUUACUUGGAAAGUUGUAGUGAUGGGGUUUGGAUGUGGACUGAUAAUUGGAUUGGUCGGAGGACAUAUCAUCACCUUAAUAAGGCCAAAUUUUAUGUUCAUAAUCUUUGGUGUGCUGCCACAAAGGAGACUAAGAUGA
Messenger RNA from Ziziphus jujuba (common jujube), 3447 nucleotides. RefSeq names its product receptor-like protein 43. Gene Ontology annotation, molecular function: protein binding. The record is from RefSeq and is a predicted model, not a curated record. The coding region runs from base 1 to 3447 and encodes 1148 amino acids. The transcript is spliced from 2 exons. Lineage: Eukaryota; Viridiplantae; Streptophyta; Magnoliopsida; Rosales; Rhamnaceae.